CGCUGCUGCUGAGCGAACAUGGCGGCGGCCACAGGACCUUCGUUCUGGCUGGGGAAUGAGACCCUGAAGGUGCCCCUGGCGCUCUUCGCUCUGAACAGACAGCGCCUGUGUGAGCGGCUGCGCAAGAACCUGGCCGUGCAGGCCGGCAGUGUCGUGCUGCUGCAAGGAGGGGAGGACACGCAGCGCUACUGCACCGACACCGGCGUCCUCUUCCGCCAGGAGUCUUUCUUUCACUGGGCAUUCGGCGUCACCGACCCAGGCUGCUAUGGCACGAUUGAGGUCAGCACCGGGAAGUCCACCCUGUUUGUGCCCAGGCUUCCUGCCAGCUAUGCCACCUGGAUGGGAAAGAUCCACUCCAAGGAGUACUUCAAGGAGAAGUAUGCCGUGGAUGACGUCCAGUAUACAGACGAGAUCGCCAGUGUCCUGACGUCACAGAACCCCUCUGUCCUCCUCACUUUGCGUGGCGUCAACACGGACAGUGGCAGUAUCUGCAGGGAGGCCUCCUUCGAGGGCAUCAGCAAGUUUAAUGUCAAUAACACUAUUCUUCAUCCGGAAAUUGUGGAGUGCCGAGUCUUUAAGACGGACAUGGAGCUGGAGGUUUUGCGUUACACCAACAGAAUCUCCAGUGAGGCCCACCGGGAGGUAAUGAAGGCCGUGAAAGUGGGAAUGAAAGAAUAUGAGAUGGAGAGCCUCUUUGAGCACUACUGCUACUCCCGGGGGGGCAUGCGCCACAGCUCCUACACCUGCAUCUGUGGCAGUGGUGAGAAUUCGGCGGUGCUGCACUAUGGACACUCCGGGGCCCCCAACGACCGGACCAUCCAGGAUGGAGACAUGUGCCUGUUCGACAUGGGUGGAGAGUAUUACUGCUUCUCCUCCGACAUCACGUGCUCCUUCCCGGCCAAUGGCAAGUUCACCGCAGACCAGAAGGCCAUCUAUGAGGCGGUGCUGCGGAGCUGCCGUGCUGUCAUGAGCGCCAUGAAGCCAGGGGUGUGGUGGCCUGACCUGCACCGCCUGGCCGACCGCAUCCACCUGGAGGAGCUGACCCGCCUUGGCAUCCUGAGCGGUAGCAUUGACGCCAUGGGCCAGGCCCACCUGGGAGCCGUGUUCAUGCCUCACGGGCUCGGCCACUUCCUGGGCAUUGAUGUGCACGACGUGGGAGGCUACCCCGAGGGCGUGGAACGCAUCGAUGAGCCCGGCCUGCGGAGCCUGCGCACCACGCGGCACCUGGAGCCAGGCAUGGUGCUCACCGUGGAGCCGGGCAUUUACUUCAUCGACCACCUGCUGGACGAGGCCCUGGCCGACCCGGCCCGUGCCUGCUUCUUCAACCGCGAGGUCCUGCAGCGCUUCCGGGCAUUCGGGGGGGUCCGGAUCGAGGAGGACGUCGUGGUGACUGCUAGUGGCAUGGAACUGCUCACCUGUGUGCCCCGCACGGUGGAGGAGAUCGAAGCAUGCAUGGCAGGCAGUGACAAGGCCUUUACUCCCUUCUCUGGCGCCAAGUAGAGCCAGCUGGGAGUGCCCAGUGGGACCAGGGACCCAGCCUGGCCACCUGUCUUCACGAUGCGCAGCCUCCUGCCUGGCCCUCGAGCGGCGAGAGAUGCGUGCUCAGAAAUCCCAUGGCUGCGUCCAUGUUUGAGCUUGUGGUUUCCU
This is a messenger RNA of Neomonachus schauinslandi (Hawaiian monk seal), 1647 nucleotides long. It is a transcript of the gene PEPD, whose product is annotated as peptidase D. Gene Ontology annotation, molecular function: manganese ion binding; metalloaminopeptidase activity. The transcript has 15 exons. The record is from RefSeq and is a predicted model, not a curated record. Bases 19 to 1500 code for a protein of 493 amino acids. Lineage: Eukaryota; Metazoa; Chordata; Mammalia; Carnivora; Phocidae.